GCAGUGCCAAAGGGCGCUUUGUUUACAUGGCGGCUCUGGCCUCUCUCCAGUAGAACUCGGGCCCAGAUGUUCCGUCAAGUCCUAGCACUGCAAGUGCCUCCUUGUAAUAUUCCGGUUGCAUUUCUCUUCCUUCUUAGCCUGAUAAACGCCAGGCUACUCUUCACAUUUGAAUACGAGCAACGCUUGCGUGCUGUCUGACGGGAUGAGGUGCCUUUCCCAUGCACGCUCAGUGUCACCGGAAGGGGCAAAUGUGACCGCUACUACAGGAAGUAUGCUGUCCCCGCUGGCCUCUAGGUUCCCUGCCGUGUAAGAACGAUAUGACGUGGGCGACCCAGCCCAUUGGCUUGGGUUACGAACACGGCUCAGCGCGGUGAUUGGUCGAUUGUAAAUCCCGAACGUUGUGACUGGUCCGCCAAAACGUCUCAGAGCGCGCGCGGGAGCGACGGCGAGCCGGUACGUCCACGGUCGGAAUGGCGCUGCAGGAUCUUGGAGAAAACUUGCAGCCUUGGUGUCCGCUGGGUCUCAGCCUCGAAUGGGUGAAGACCGUGUGGGACCUGGACUUCACGGAGAUUGAGCCUUUGGACCCCAGCAUAGUAGGCGAGAUCCUAGAGACUGGAAGAGAUGCGUUCACAAAGCUCUAUGGAAGCCUCUUCCCCUUUGCGACUGACGAAAGUGGAUCUUUAGAGAGCAUCUGGACCUUCUUCACUGAGAAUGACAUUUCCAGUAACACACUGGUGGCAUUGUUCUGUCACUUCGUCCAGGAAGCCCAUAAAAAAAGUGCCAGUGCACAAUAUCGAGAGUAUGGCCUUCAUGCUGCUGGGCUCUAUUUCUUGCUGUUAGAAAUACCAGGCAGCGUGGUCAAUCAAGUGUUCCACCCAGUGAUGUUUGACAAGUGUAUUCAGAUUCUGAAGAGGAGCUGGCCACAAGAAUCUAACUUGACUCAGAAAAGAAAAAAGGACCACUCCAAGAGUUCUAAGGAUAAUUAUAGGAAGAGCAGAAAAAGAGGAAAACCACCUAGAAAAGAGGAUUAUCAGGUGGAUGAACUUUCAAGAGAGGAAGAGGAAGAGGAAGAGGAGAUUUAUUUUUCUGGCCGGGACCUUUGUCAAAUACGAGAUGCCAUAUUUAAUCUUCUAAAGAAUUUUUUAAGGCUUCUGCCCAAGUUUUCUCUUAAAGAAAAACCACAGUCUAUUCAAACUUGUAUAGAGGUAUUUGUUGCAUUAACUAGUUUUGAGCCAAUUCCUCAUAAAUUUCUUAUUUCACAAGCCAGGAACCUCAAUGAAGUCAAACACAUAUCAGAGCUGGCCUACUAUGGACUGUAUUUGCUGUGCUCCCCAGUACAUGGAGAGGAAAAUAAGGUUAUUGGUUCUAUUUUCCAUCAAAUGCUAAAUGUGAUAUUGAUGUUAGAAGUAGGGGAAGGGUCCCGCUGUGCCCCCCUAGCCAUAACCUCACAAGUCAUCAAUUGUAGAAACCAGGCAGUCCAGUUUGUCAGCUCACUUGUGGAUGAACUACAAGCAAGUGUGUACCCAGUCCUUGGUACUCUACUGCAGCAUAUCUGUGCCAAGGUGGUAGACAAAGCAGAGUAUCGGACCUACGCAGCACAGUCCCUGGUCCAGCUGCUGACUAAGCUUCCCUCUGAGGAGUAUGCCACAUUCAUUGCCUGGCUUUACAAAUAUUCACGAAGUUCCAAGAUUCCACACCGGGUCUUCACUCUUGAUGUGGCUUUAGCUCUCUUAACGCUGCCUGAAAGAGAGCUGGAUGACACUGUAUCUUUGGAGCAUCAGAAGUUUCUAAAGCAUAAAUUCUUUGUGCAAGAAAUUAUAUUUGAUCGCUGCUUAGACAAGGCACCUACUGUCCGCAGCAAGGCACUGUCCAGCUUUGCACAUUGUCUGGAGUUGUCUUCUAGCAACACAUCUGAGAGUAUAUUGGAAAUCUUCAUUAACAGUAAUCUAGUUCCAGGGAUACAGAAUCUCUCUAACACCGUACUGAAUCCCUCACCAGUGCUAACCAGUCGAAAUGGCUACUCCGCGCAAAGCCGUACCCAUAACAAUGAUGAACAGACUCUGCCUGGAGAAAGAUGCUUCAUGACAAUGCUGAGAAAAAGAAUCAAGGAUGAGAAAAUCAAUGUCAGGAAGUCUGCACUCCAGGUGUUAAUGAGCAUUUUGAAACACUGUGACAUCUUGAGCAUGGAGCAGGACCUGUUGAUCCUGCAGGACCAUUGUCGAGACCCUGCCAUAUCUGUGCGGAAGCAAGCCCUACAGUCUCUUACAGAACUUGUUAUGGCCCAACCUACAUGUGUCCCAGUCCAGAAAGCCUGGUUGAUGGGUGUCAUCCCAGUGGUGAUGGACUGUGAGAGCACAGUGCAAGAGAAGGCCUUGGAGUGCCUGGACCAGCUCCUGCUGCAGAACAUUAAGCAUCACAAGAAAUUUCACAGUGCAGACAGAAGCCAGGUGCUUGCGUGGUCCCUACUUGCUCUCCUCACCAUAGAGAACCAGGAUCUGAGACGCUAUUUAAAUAAGGCUUUUCAUAUCUGGUCCAAGAAAGAUAAAUUCUCAUCCACUUUUAUAAACAGUGUGAUAUCCCACACUGACACAGAACGUUCUGCACCAGCCUGGAUGCUGCUGUCCAAGAUCACUUGCUCAUCACCCAAGCUGGACUACACCAAAAUAAUAGAGUCGUGGGAGAGACUCAGCAGAGAACAGUCUCCCAACUCAAACACCUUAGGCUAUAUGCUGUGUGUCAUUGGGCAUAUUGCAAAGCAUCUUCCCAAGGGGACCCGGGACAAGAUAACUGGUGUGAUCAAGGCCAAGCUGAAUGGAUUUCAGUGGUCUCCAGAGCUGAUCAGUUCGUCUGUUGACGCAUUGCAAAAGCUUUGCAGGGCAUCUGCCAAGACAGUGCUGGAAGAGCAGGGACUGCUGAAGCAGGUGUGUGGGGAUGUGCUCGCCACCUGUGAGCAACACCUCUCUAACAUCCUUCUGAAGGAAGAUGGGACAGGGAACAUGGAUGAAGGCCUGGUGGUGAAAUGUAUCUUUACCCUAGGAGACAUAGCCCAGUUAUGUCCAGCCAUAGUAGAGAAGCGAGUCUUCCUUCUAAUCCAGUCGAUUCUGGCCUCUUCUGCUCAUUCGGAUCACUUACCAUCAUCUCAAGGGACCACAGACGCCCUCGACAGUCAGCCUCCUUUCCAGCCCAGAAGCUCCGCCAUGCCUUCUGUGAUUAGAGCACAUGCCAUCAUCACUUUAGGUAAACUCUGUUUACAGCAUGAAGACCUUGCAAAGAAAAGCAUCCCAGCCCUUGUGCGAGAACUUGAAGAGGAAUAUGUGAAGUGGAAGGGCUCUCUGUUCUUCCGAUUUGUCAGCACUUUGGUGGACUCACACCCAGACAUUGCCAGCCUUGGGGAGUUCUGCCUGGCUCACUUGUUGCUGAAGAGGAACCCUACCAUGUUUUUCCAGCACUUCAUUGAGUGCAUAUUCCACUUCAACAGCUAUGAGAAGCAUGGGCAGUAUAACAAGUUUUCCCAGUCAGAGAGGGGGAAGCAGCUGUUUUUACUAAAGGGAAAGACAAACAAGGAGAAGCGAAUGAGAAUCUACAAGUUUCUUCUUGAGCACUUCACAGACGAGCAGCGGUUCAAUGUCACUUCCAAGAUCUGUCUUAACAUUUUGGCAUGCUUCACGGAUGGCAUCCUGCCCAUGGACAUGGAAGCCAGCGAGUUGCUCUCAGAUACCUUUGACAUCCUCAACUCCAAGGAGAUCAAACUAUUGGCAAUGAGAGCACAGACAUCCAAGGACCUCCUGGAAGAAGAUGACGUGGCUCUGGCAAAUGUGGUCAUGCAGGAAGCACAGAUGAAGAUCAUCUCACAGGUUCAAAAGAGGAAUUUCAUAGAGAAUAUUAUUCCAAUCAUCAUCUCCCUGAAGACUGUGCUGGAGAAAAAUAAGAUCCCUGCUUUGCGGGAACUCAUGAACUACCUGAGGGAAGUUAUGCAAGAUUACCGGGAUGAAAUCAACGAUUUCUUUGCAGUUGACAAACAGCUGGCAUCUGAACUUGAGUAUGACAUGAAGAAGUAUAAUGAGCAGCUAGCCCAGGAGCAAGCUCUGACAGAACAUGCUAAUGCAACCAAAGGGCCUGAAGACAGUGACAGGGUACCCUCUGCUCAGGUUGCUCCAGACUUAGAAGCUGUACCUGCUCUUGCUGCUGCUCCUAUGGCUGCUGCUGCUGCUGCUGCUCCUAUGGCUGCUGCUGCUGCUGCUGCUGGCCAGGACAAUGCUGAUGUGCCUCCAACCCAGAGCCGGCCUUCAGCACCUAGGUCCAACUUCACACCAACUUUGCCUCCCAUAUCCGAAAAUGGACCUCUGAAGAUAAUGUCCAGUACCAGGCCCAUGUCUCUCAGUACCAUCGCCAUCCUGAAUUCAGUCAAGAAAGCUGUUGCGUCUAAGAAUAGGACACGCAGUUUAGGAGCCUUGCCUUUCAAUGUGGAGACCGGAAGCCCAGAAAAUCCCUCCAGCCAUGAAUCUUCCUUAAGCUUGGAGAAAGAGUCUGACAGAACUGUCAACCAUGUAACUAAACGGGCAAUCAGCACCCCAGAGAAUUCCAUCAGUGACGUCACAUUUGCAGCAGGGGUCAGUUACAUAGGGACACCAGCAACUUUUUUUACCAAAGAGAAACACGAAGCCCAAGAACAAGGAAGUGACAUUUUAUGUUUAUCGCUGCUUGAUAAAAGACCUCCACAGUCUCCACAGUGGAACGUAAAGUCCCCAGCCAGGAGUCACGGCAGCACAAGAUCCAGCCGGAGGUCCCUUCGUAAGGCCCCCCUGAAGACAGCCAACUGAGACCUGUGGAAAUAUGUGCAUCUCCUAGAUGGAAGGGGAAAGUGUGGUGUGGCCUGCACCCACGUGGGUGUGGGAGACACGUAGCUGUGCACUGCCAGCUCCUGCCUAGGACAUCAGUGUGUCUUUGUGCAGCUUGUGUUUGUCUAACCAACCUUCCUAUUUUUAUUUCUCUUUCUAUCAUUAUAGCUGAGAUUUGUAAAUAGAGAUAUGAUGUAUUUAGACUUUCUCACAAUAACAUUAAGCUAUUUAUACUGUGAUACUCUAUUUGAGUAUCAAACGUUCUGUGGUAAGUUACAAUAUGGUCUUUUAAGGAACACAAUUUUCGAAACCAGCUUUCUUCUGUAUAACUCAAGUGUCUAUAGCUUGUGUGACUUCAGUAUAAUAGAUAUGUCCCCUUAGCUAAUGGCAAAAAUUUGAAAUAUUUUUCUAUUAUUUAUAAUUACAAAUUUUUAUUAAAAGAGGUGUACAGUCUUUCUAAAACAAAGUAAUAAAUGUCAAAUAUAAAUAUAACCUAGCAUUUAUUAUAAUUUUUCUGGCUUUGGAGCAAGGCUUUAUUGAUGGUCUGCUUAACACUGCAUUAAGUAUUUAAGGGUUUAAUUCAUCUACCCACCUGCCCUUGUUCCCAUAGAGAACCUUUGUCUCUCUUGUGUCCCAGUAGCCAUCCCCAUUAGUACAUCAGGUAGGUAAAGCCUGCUCAUGAUGGCAUGGCUGCCUUCUUGACCCUUAGACAGAGCGGUGGUGCAGAUGGGUGAGACUGCUGAGGAGCUGGAGGGUUGGGGUUGAAUGCUCUGCCUUUUUGGAGACAAGCAUCUCAUGUAUUGCUCAGCCUUCCGAGUAACAGGGACAACAGGCAUACUCCACCAUACCCUCCUCCUAUCCCAUGCUAACCCAGGACCGUGCACCUAGGCAAGCCCUCUACUACUGGUCCCUGUACUCUUGUCAUAAAGAAGCUCUGACAGUUGGUGGCUCGAGUGUCACAGCUGCUCUUAAGUGAACAACUUUGGCUGCAGUACAGGUGCAGAUUUCCUUAGUGUGAAGAGCGUGUGUGUAACCAAAUGCUAAGAAUGCAGGGCAAACCUAGAGAAAGAACAUGGUUUCAGUUUGGUUUGUUUUUUACAAAUAACCAAAUUGCAAGUGUGUUAGUACAGGUCUAACAGCUAUGAACAACUUCAAUAGUGGCCAACAGUCACAGUCACAUUGUACAGGUAAGUAAGCGCUUUCUGUUCCUGUCUGUACAGUCACAGGCCACUGCUUUCCAAGCUAACAUGUUGCUUUAUCAAAGUUAGUUCUCAUGGCACUAUGAAAAAAGGCAGCCGGACUUGGUGGCACACGCCUUUAAUCCCAGCACUUGGGAGACCGAGGCAGGCGGAUUUCUGAGUUCGAGGCCAGCCUGGUCUACAAAAUGAGUUCCAGGACAGCCAGGGCUAUACAGAGAAACCCUGUCUCGAAAAAAAAAAAAAAGGCUUUAGGACAUAGAGGAAUAAAAGAGCGGACAACAUGGCUGCCCUAUUGCUAUGACAGCCACUGGAAGGCCAAUGUCAUAGCCCACCACUCCACUCCACCAGCUAGAAUGGCAGCUGUCCUCUUCUCCCGAGAGGAAGGUAGAGGAGAGACCAGGCACCCCUGAGUAGUCACAGAACACUGCCAGGCUGUUCCUGCUAACAUCUUUGCAUAUAGCCUUCAACAUAAAGAAAAAAAGUGUGUCUCAAUGAAAAAAGGAAGUAAAAAGAAAAAGUUGAAGUAUAAAGAAAUUAAGAUGACAAAGUGUCUAACAUCUCUAAAACCACCCUGUAGGUGCAAGGUAGGAUCAGGGACUCCUUUAGAUUCCCCUGGCUUCUCACCACUUCAUACCACGAGUCUAACAUGCUCAAGUGUUUGAGACCAAGAGCAUCUGUUCUCGAAGAACAAAGGCUUUUGGACUGGGGUUUCUAAUGUCCCAUAAAAUGAGCAGUGUCUCGGACAGAUAAAAGGUUUACAAUAAAGUGGAGAAACUGCUUUUGGUCAGACAGCACUCUGCUCACCCUCGGGCUUUGUCCUCUGGCUGUACUUUUCUUCAAAGAGCUGUGCUGGACACAGAGGCUUGUCAUGGAGGAGACGGCCUGCAGUGCUGGGACUCUUUUCAUCACAACAAAGGAUCUUCUUUUUAAACAUGUUCAGUUUCAAAAUUGCCUUUGGUCUUGGAUACAUUAUCAACUAAACAAAUAUUUAAAAUGAUUUUUACAAGCAAGCUCACUGGCUUUGUCUUAUAAGCUACCCAAAACAGACUAGGGUUCUGUCACAGACACUCAAAGACAGGAACCACUGACCACCAGUCUUCUUCAGCCUCCUGCCGGAGACCAGCCCAGGAUACCACCAGUGACCAUUUUAAUCAGGUGCAGAGCUGAGAUGAGGGCGGUGCAGGUUUAAGUGGACAUUCCAUCCCACACAAGUUAGUACCAUGAGGGGUCCCUGAGACCAUCCAACUAGGACUGCACAGGGCCUUUCUAGGAAGAGGAAAUCUACAGGAUGAGGCCAUUCAAAACUAGUCCAAGAGUUCCCAAAGUUUCUUGCUUUAAAAAAAAAAAAA
Messenger RNA from Mus musculus (house mouse), 7386 nucleotides. RefSeq names its product non-SMC condensin II complex, subunit D3 (gene Ncapd3). NCBI's taxonomy places the organism in Eukaryota, Metazoa, Chordata, Mammalia, Rodentia, Muridae. Gene Ontology annotation, biological process: mitotic chromosome condensation. The transcript has 36 exons. The record is from RefSeq and is a predicted model, not a curated record. Bases 471 to 4820 code for a protein of 1449 amino acids. Gene Ontology annotation, cellular component: nuclear lumen; nucleus; condensin complex.